AUGAAGCUCCUUUGGAUCUCCUGUCUCAACCUCUUCAUAUCGCUCUCUAGCUCCCUCAACCUUCCCAAUGGCCACUGGCGUCAGGACCUCGUCCCAAACACCGUUGUGAUGGACGGCUUCCGCCUCGUUGAGAAUAAAAAGCGCAUCCAAGCCGGCGACGCGUCACUCAAAGCCGCUCUUGGUCACCUCACCACCGAAGCAGAUAGCUGGCUAGGCCAGGGCCCGUGGACUGUGACCUCCAAAACGCAGGCACCACCUAACGGCACGAUACACGACUACGCAUCCCAAGCACCGUACUGGUGGCCCAGCAAUACCACUGAUGGCUGUCCCUACGUACAACGGGAUGGCGAACGCAACCCCGAAGUCGACAAAUACCCCGACCACAGCGGACGUGAUCAGAUGUUUAGAUCCAGCUAUAUACUAUCCCUCGCAUGGUACUACACAGGCCAGGUCAAAUACGCCAAACAUGCCUCACUUAUUCUGCAGACCUGGUUCAUUGACCCCGCUACGGCCAUGACGCCUCAGCUGAACCACGCACAGAUCAUCCCUUGCCGCAAUACCGGCCGCGCAAUCGGCAUCAUCGACUUCAGCAUGGAGUAUACCAACGUUGUGGAUGCGGCCGCAAUCCUUGCCUCGACUAAUGCUCCAGGCUGGACAGGAGCAAAUCAGCGAGCGUUCAUGACCUGGAACCGUCAGUUUCUAGACUGGCUGGUCAACUCGCCCUUUGGGAAGGAAGAGGCAGCCGAAGAGAAUAACCACGGGACUUUCGCCAACAUGCAGAUUGCGGCUCUCGCUCUCUUCAUGGGGAAUGCGGCUCUCUCGGAAGAGACAUCCCAAGUAGCAAAAUCUCUCAUUGAUGCUCAGAUCCGGCCUAAUGGCUCCCAACCAAUGGAACUGGCGAGGACGCGCAGCUGGCACUACUCCAAUUUCAACCUUGGCGCACACCUUCGCUUUGCGCUUGUGGCCAAGAAGGUCGGCGUAGACCUAUACCGUUAUGAGGGGCCUGAUGGACAGAGUCUGUUUGGAGCAACGGAUUUCCUGUUGAAGGCGGCGGUAGAAGGGGAGAGCGCGUGGCCAUUCGAGGAACUGGACUUUAAGCCGUACGCGGCGACUGAUAAUGUACAAGCAGCAGCUGAUGCAGGAGACAGUGAAGCCCAGGCAGUUGUGCCUCAGCUCCCCCCACCACCAAGUGGGAAUAUUUACGUGCUCAGACCGGCUCCCGAGCAGUUGGAUAAUAUCGCCGACUAG
Messenger RNA from Aspergillus thermomutatus, 1248 nucleotides. Its product is annotated as alginate lyase family protein. The record is from RefSeq and is a predicted model, not a curated record. Bases 1 to 1248 code for a protein of 415 amino acids. NCBI's taxonomy places the organism in Eukaryota, Fungi, Ascomycota, Eurotiomycetes, Eurotiales, Aspergillaceae. Gene Ontology annotation, cellular component: periplasmic space. The transcript has a single exon. Gene Ontology annotation, molecular function: lyase activity.